GGGACUCCCCUCUCCCAGUCUCUCCCCUCCUCCUCCCUCCUCCUCUCCUCUCCUCUCACAUCCCAAUUCACGGGCGCGGCAUCCGAUUUAAUCUCGCAUCCGGGCCCGACCCGCCUCGCCGUUGCCUCUGCCCCGGGCUUCUCCGCGCGAGGAAUGGUGGCGUCUAGCUGUCUUCUUGGGAGCUAGGCAAGCGGUAGGUGCGGUGCGCCUCAGGCGAGCGCGGGCGGUGAUGGCGACCGCCGCGAAGGAGAGGAGGCUGCCUCCGGCGCUGCCCCUGGCCACGCUGAUUGGGCGCGAACUCCGCGCCGGGGGCUCCGAGCGCCCAACCCUGCGUUAUGGCCACGCCGGCUUCGCCAAGCGCGGGGAGGACUACUUCCUCGUCAAGCCCGACUGCCUCCGCGUCCCCGGCGAUCCCGCCUCGGCCUUCUCCGUAUUCGCCGUGUUCGACGGCCACAACGGGGUGUCGGCGGCCGUGUACAGCAAGGAGCAUUUGCUCGAGCACGUCAUGAGCGCUCUGCCGCCGGACAUCGGCCGCGACGACUGGCUCCAGGCGCUGCCGCGCGCGCUCGUCGCCGGCUUUGUCAAGGCCGAUAUCGAUUUCCAGCGCAAGGGGGAGGUGUCCGGGACGACGGCAACGCUGGUGGUCAUCGAUGGGUUCACGGUCACGGUGGCGUCGGUGGGGGACUCCCGUUGCAUCCUGGACACGCAGGGCGGCGAGGUGCAGCUGCUGACCGUCGACCACCGGCUGGAGGAGAACGAAGAGGAGCGGGAGCGUGUCACGGCCAGCGGUGGGGAGGUCGGCCGGCUGAAUCUCUUUGGUGGCCAGGAGGUCGGUCCUCUCCGGUGCUGGCCAGGUGGCUUAUGCCUUUCAAGAUCCAUCGGAGACAUGGAUGUUGGGGAGUUCAUUGUGCCCAUUCCACAUGUCAAGCAAGUGAAGCUAUCAAAUGUCGGAGGAAGGCUAAUAAUAGCAUCAGAUGGCAUAUGGGAUGCGCUAUCCAAUGAAGCAGCUGCAAAGGCGUGCCGAGGAUUGCCUGCAGAACUGGCUGCAAAGCUUGUGGUUAAGCAAGCUCUGAAAACAAGUGGGCUGAAGGAUGACACCACCUGUGUAGUAGUUGACAUCAUCCCAUCUGAUCAUUUGACAUCACCGCAAUUGUCUCCAAAGAAAAAUCAGAACAAGUUGAAGUCACUUCUUUUUCGUAGAAGGUCGCAUAGUUCAGUUGGAAAGCUUGGUGGCAAGUCUGCCUCAUUUGGUUCUGUGGAGGAGUUAUUUGAAGAAGGAUCUGCAAUGUUAGAAGAAAGGUUGGGUAGGAAUUUGUCCUUGAAAGCAGCUUCACCACCUUUUCGCUGUGCAAUCUGCCAAGUAGACCAAGAACCAUUUGAAGGUUUGAUGACAGAUAAUGGAGAUGGUUACUGCUCUUCCCCAUACGCGCCAUGGGGCGGUCCAUAUCUUUGUUUGGACUGUCGGAAAAAGAAAGAUGCAAUGGAAGGUAAAAGAUCUAGCCACUCUACAGCAUGCAGGUGAAACUAAACACGACUCUGGUUAAGUCAAACCUGCUGCUCAGUGCAAAAACUGAAGAGAGGAUGAUAAGUUGCUGGAUCCAAUUAUAAUUGCUUGCUGAAACUAACUGUAUUCGUACAAAACAUAUUUGGCUGCUAAGCGCUAACCAGUUUGUUGUCUACGUGCAACCUCGAUUGAAAAGUUCGAUAUUCUUGAGGAAAUAGCUCAUAUAACUUGGAGCUUGUAGUUUUUGGUGUACCUUCUAGUGUGCAUUGUGUAGGGGGAAAAUCCCCCCUGCCAAAUGUUGUCAUUUCUUUCUUUAAAAUAGCUAAUGAGGGUGCUCUUUGGAUUAAUCGUGGAACAGAUUUUUGCUGGAAUGGAAGUAAACAUAUACUCUACUUAUGUGUAAACACUGUAAUCACCUUUUCUUA
Molecule: messenger RNA, 1929 nt
Organism: Phragmites australis (common reed)
Lineage: Eukaryota; Viridiplantae; Streptophyta; Magnoliopsida; Poales; Poaceae
Product: probable protein phosphatase 2C 33
Exons: 7
Coding region: 230-1522 (430 amino acids)
Biological process (GO): protein dephosphorylation
Molecular function (GO): protein serine/threonine phosphatase activity
Source: RefSeq, a predicted model, not a curated record